CUCUGACUGGAAUGGAGCUAGCGAGAAAGUAGCACAGGGUUUUGAAUCGGGUUGAAGUUUUAGCACAAGAUAAACACAACUUGACUGGCAGCUGAACAGAUAGUGGAGUGAAAUGAAACGCGAUGUCCGGAUACUGCUGCUGGGGGAACCCAAAGUGGGGAAGACCUCUCUUAUCAUGUCUCUGGUUGGAGAGGAGUUUCCUGAUCAGGUUCCUCUCAGAGCAGAGGAGAUCACCAUUCCUGCAGACGUCACACCUGAGAAAGUGCCUACACAUAUAGUCGACUAUUCAGAAAGUGAGCAAUCUGAGGAUGUGUUGAGAGAAGAAAUUGUAAAGGCCAAUGUCGUGUGUGUGGUUUAUGAUGUCACACAAGAAGAAACCAUUGACAAGAUCAGGACAAAAUGGAUCCCUCUGGUGAACGGAGGAGCUGAAAAAGGAAGCAAGAUUCCCAUUAUUCUAGUAGGCAACAAGUCUGACCUUCGGUCUGGUAGCUCCAUGGAAACCAUCCUUCCAAUCAUGAACAAGUUUUCUGAGAUUGAGACCUGUGUGGAGUGCUCUGCUAAGAAUCUGAAGAAUAUUUCAGAGCUUUUCUACUACGCUCAAAAAGCCGUUCUACACCCGACUGCUCCACUCUACGACCCUGAAGACAAACAGCUGAAGCCGCAGUGCGUGCGCGCUCUGAGUCGGAUCUUCAGUAUCUCAGAUCAGGAUAACGAUCACAUUCUCAGUGAUGCUGAACUGAACUGCUUUCAGAAAUUAUGUUUUGGGAAUCCACUGGCUCCUCAAGCUUUAGAGGACGUGAAAACAGUUGUGUGGAAGAACACCAGUGAUGGAGUGCAGGACAAUGGACUCACACUCAACGGGUUCCUGUUUUUAAACACACUCUUUAUCCAGAGAGGACGUCAUGAGACUACCUGGACCAUCCUGCGCAAAUUUGGCUACGAUGACACGCUGGAACUGACAGACGACUACCUCUACCCACAAUUGAGAGUACCUGUCGGUUGUACGACAGAGUUGAAUCAUCUGGGUCAACAGUUCCUGCAGAAACUAUUUGAUAAGUAUGAUGAGGAUAAGGACUCGGCUCUCUCUCCCGCAGAGUUGAGAAAUCUGUUUAGAGUUUUACCCUACAUGCCCUGGGGCCCGUCAGUGUACAGUAACGUCCCCAUAACAGAAGAGAACUAUAUAUCUCAACCUGGAUACUUCUGUCAGUGGAUGUUGUCUGCAUAUCUGGAUGUCCACCGGUGUUUGGAGCAUCUGGGUUACCUCGGCUAUCCAAUUCUCAUGGAGCAAGACUCCCAGACCUCUGCCAUCUCAGUAACAAGGGAAAAGCCAUUAGAUCUGGAGAAGAGACAGACCCAGCGAACUGUGUUCCUCUGUAAAGUGAUCGGCCCUCGUGGAACAGGAAAGACCGACUUCCUUCGAGCUUUUCUAGAGCGGAGUGCUGAGAGAAACGAUCGCAACCCUGGUCCCCCUUCAGUAUAUGCCAUCAACAACGUCUCGGUAGCCAAUCAGGAGAAGUAUCUAAUACUGGAGGAGGUUGACGUAGAAACAGAGUUUCUAAAAGCAGCAGAUGCGGCGUGUGAUGUGGCGUGUCUCAUGUAUGAUGUCAGCGAUCCAGACUCAUUCAAUUACUGUGCUAGUAUAUAUAAGCAGCACUACAUGGACAGUGGGAUCCCGUGUGUGGUGGUGGGCUCUAAAGCUGAUCUUAUAGAAGUUAAACAGCAUCACGGGAUGAGCCCGUCUGAGUUUUGUUACAAACAUCGGCUGCCUUCACCUCUCCAUUUCUCCGCACUGCUCACAAACACACACACACACAUCUACAGCAAGCUCACCUGGGCCGCCAUGUACCCGCACCUGAAUGGAUCAGACAUGAGCAGCACGUCUUUCUGGCUGCGUGUGACUCUGGGCGCCACAAUAGCAGCCAUGCUAGGCUUCGCUCUCUACAGAGCCUUUAGCCGACACAAAUAAUGCACACACACACAUACACCCACAAUGCAUUCAGAUAAACACACUCUUACUCAUUGCUGUCUGUCUCGGCCUUACAGAGUCAUUUGAGCUUGAACCGGGGCCUGAACUCCUACUAGUUACAGUGACAAACAUACAGAAGUAAGCAAUUGUUUUUGUUAAAUCGGACUAGAGUAUUCCACAUAGAAACACAUGCACGUAAAUUAAGGAAAGACUUAAGGGCUUGCUUUAUUAUGAAGUUCCUGACCUUACUUCAUAACUACAUGCUUGAUCCCAGGAAACAUUUUUCCAAAUUGAGAGCUUUUCCAAGCUGACUGGUGUUUUGAAUUGUAUUUGAAAUGUGUUAAAAAUGUAAGAGCUCGAGAAAUCAGAAUGGAUCAAGAAUGUAUUUCAUGCAAAUAUGUUCAAACUCAUAUUCUGUUUCUGAACCAUAUAGGACAGAUAUUAAUGUACGACUCUGCGUUGGGGUCAAUUAUUCUGUUUUAACUCAGGUAACACAAUUUACAAUUCAGUUUCAGAAUAUUCCAGGUUAAAUGCAAACUUAAACUGGAAUCGGGCAUUUGUGAGCUGUUGAUCACAUAAAACAAUUUCGAUUUGUAGCUCAGAUUAUAAAAGGAAAGGCACUUUUUGUUUUCUUUUCAAACUGAUGAAUGAGUUGAAAUUAUUUUCUGUGGUAAUUUGACAGUAUGCCACAUAUGCUCAAAAGAACUUCAUUUUAUAAUUGUAAUAUAAACAAUAUGCUUCAUUUAGAACAUCAUCUAAAUGGGCUGAAUUGAAACAGAAUAAUCCUCAGUCCUUAUGCAUUUUCAUUUCCUGCCCUUCAGAUGGACAUUAAUGUGUGUGGACCAUGACUGACUAAUGUUGUUUUUUUUUUUGUUUUUUUUAGCCAAAAUCCAUUGAUGUGUUUCAGAAUAGAUAUACUUGGCCUGUUUGCCUAAAUAGUUUGUAGGGGAGAAUGAUGUCUGAUUUUGUUUUAAUAUUACAGUAGAGAUGGAUGGUGUUAAUAAGUGUAUUGUAAAUUAUAUUUUCAAGGUAAAUGCUCUGAUGCUGAAUAAUGGUCUUGUUCAGAGUUAUCCCAUUGUUACAGUAAACAGAGAAUCAGGGAUCACUAUUUACAUCACUGUAAUUGAUAGAAAGGGAAAUGAGUGGUCAGAAUAAACAGUAUAGAACAGCCUCAAUGAUUGUUAUAUGAAGGAUGGUCCAUACUGGAUUUAUCUAGGAACUCUGUCAGUUUAUCGAUCAUCUCAGAUGAUCAGACACUUGGUUAAACCUUUUUUUUUAAAACUAGUCGGAUCAGCACAAAUCUAAACAUUUUCUCCCGUCUUUUUCAUUCAUUUGAAUCACCCUGAACAUAUUGAGGAAAAAAGUGGAUGCAAGCAUUUCUGUGGCUGUUCUGAUUUAUCAGUUUAAUUAUAAAAAUGUCAAUUAUCUUGUUCAGUGUUAAUACCCAAGCGGAUCACUUCUGUUAAUGUCGGGUGGGCCCAAUUUUAAUGUACUGAAAGCUUGUAUCUCUGUGGCCGUGGUCUUCCAGCCUAAAUAUUAAAUGAGAUGCUUGGAAUGAAGCCGGUGUGUUCUAAUAGAAAUAUUUUGUAAUAAACUAGCUUUUUUUUCUGGUGA
Molecule: messenger RNA, 3580 nt
Organism: Xyrauchen texanus (razorback sucker)
Lineage: Eukaryota; Metazoa; Chordata; Actinopteri; Cypriniformes; Catostomidae
Product: mitochondrial Rho GTPase 2
Exons: 19
Coding region: 113-1966 (617 amino acids)
Biological process (GO): small GTPase-mediated signal transduction; mitochondrion organization
Cellular component (GO): mitochondrial outer membrane
Molecular function (GO): GTP binding; GTPase activity; calcium ion binding
Source: RefSeq, a predicted model, not a curated record